This is a messenger RNA of Punctularia strigosozonata HHB-11173 SS5, 958 nucleotides long. RefSeq lists its product as uncharacterized. Gene Ontology annotation, molecular function: transcription coregulator activity. Gene Ontology annotation, biological process: regulation of transcription by RNA polymerase II. Gene Ontology annotation, cellular component: core mediator complex; mediator complex. The record is from RefSeq and is a predicted model, not a curated record. The coding region runs from base 1 to 744 and encodes 247 amino acids. The transcript is spliced from 3 exons. NCBI's taxonomy places the organism in Eukaryota, Fungi, Basidiomycota, Agaricomycetes, Corticiales, Punctulariaceae.
AUGUCCGGUCUUCCGCCACAACCACCACCACCACCGUCAGAACCGUCGCAGACCGCCCUCACCACCCCGGCAACCGAUGCCCUCCUCGAGCCGCUGAACGACCUCCAAUCCCUUGCGCACACCCUAUUCGCCUCGCUCUCCCCCGCGCACACCAAGCCCCCGCCCGCGCCGCCGCUCACAGCCUUCCUCGAUGCGGACGCGCGGCUCGCGGACGCCGUCGCGCUAGCGCGCGUGCACCAGGCCCGCCAGCGCCGGAUCGAAGCGCUCAAGGCCGACAUCGGGAGGCUCGACGCGCGCUGGCGCGAUAUCUGCGCCGAGCUGGAACGCGGGCGGAGGGAACUCGAGGCGGCGAUCGAGGAGGGCGAGGUGCGCGUCCGCGCCAUGCAGAAGGCGAAGGACGCGGCGGUCCCGUACCCGGAGCUGCUCUCGUACGCGCAGGCGAUCAGCGCGUUCACCUCCGCGCCGCCCAACAUGCCCGCGCUCGCGCCGGGCCAGCCGCCCCCGCCGCUCUUCUUCCCGCCCUUUCCUAAUGAGGAGAAGAUGCGCCGCGGGCGGAUGAACGCUGAGGCGCCGUUAGGGAUCCUUGGCGAGACACACUCUGUUGGACGACCACCGACUGCGUCUCCGCCAAAGCAGGCGGAUCAGCUCCCCGCGAUGGGCCACGGAGCGAAUCCGUAUCGACCAGAGCAGCGGCCCCCGCAGCAGGUUUUCGACCUCGACUUGGAUCUCAAUCCCGAUUUGUGAACUGCACUAUGAGCAUGCACACAACCUGCGCCAUCCGCGCGACGAACCAGCUUCAUGGUCGUGAAUUGCUUGUGGUCGGCCCAUGAUUGGAAAGAGUCGCGUCCCAAACCCCGAUGCGAACGGUCUACGUAGCUGUUCUGGUGGUACUAAGCACGUUUGCGCCGGCGAUGACAUGUAUGUUUCAGAUAGGCAAAUGCGCAAUUAUUCGUAAAAG